Molecule: messenger RNA, 3944 nt
Organism: Amblyraja radiata (thorny skate)
Lineage: Eukaryota; Metazoa; Chordata; Chondrichthyes; Rajiformes; Rajidae
Gene: cdan1
Product: codanin 1
Exons: 27
Coding region: 15-3752 (1245 amino acids)
Biological process (GO): chromatin organization
Cellular component (GO): nucleus
Source: RefSeq, a predicted model, not a curated record
GAGCGCGCCGGGUGAUGGCGGCCGCGGUGCUGGAGCUGCUGUUGCGGGGAGAGCUGGCGGUGACCGAGACGCUGCUCUGGCUGCGGCCGCCUGACCAGGACGUUGAAUUGAGUGACAAGCUUUUGCUGUAUAACUCACAGCAGAAAGACUUUGUACCUUACCUUCUAAAUUUUUUGAGAGAACAGACAAACCAACUAAUACCAAACGGGCCACCUACUCCUGCAAAGACAUCCUCAGCCAAAGGACUGAAACCAGCAGUAUGUUUUCAGGAUGGGAACGAGAGUGGUAUGGCAGUAAGAAGGAUAAGUAAUUCACAGACCCCAAAAGGGCCUAAAGCACAGUUAUUCCCAGACACUCCAAAUAGUUCCUUCAACUCAAGUGCUUCUUUCCUGUCGCCUUCACCCAGUGGUUCCUCAUUCUUCUCAAAGUCCAAUAAUGAUUUGAACAGUGCAACUUCACCUGUUAGCCCUGACCUCAGCAGUAGCACAGCACAGCGCUCUGGGGAGCGACGGCUAACUCAAAGAGCCAACCUUGGCCAAUUCAUCGUUUAUACCGAAAGCCAGUUUCAGCGACGUGCUAGGAAGAAGAAUUUUGUCAAUGCUGGUCGCCAAGGAGCUAAGGACUCGGGAAAGAGCCCAACCGAAGAGGAUGGUAUGUCAUGGAAUGCCAGCAGGAGAAACACGGAGUGUAUCAACACUUCUCGGACUGCUACUCAGCUAAAUAUACAUAACCUGGAAGAAUUUCCUCCAGUGGGCGCAACUCCUUUGGGAAGUAAAACAAAACCAUCAAGAAGAAUUAAUCCUACUCCAGUCAGCACAGAGCGGCUGCAGUCCAGACCAAAGAAGUGUUUCACUUCCACUCCUCUGAGUCAACCAUUGUCCUCCAUGUACUCCACAGAAGCUACUUCUGAAACAUUUGGAGCUAGUUCAGAGGGAUUUAGCCCAACCGUAUCUCCCAGUAACCUGCAGGAAGAGCGGGAGAUGUUGAAAAUUGAAAGAUCCAAGUUGAUUCAACAGUCACCAGUUGUGGACCCAGCCACACCCAUUAAAGGCCAGUAUGGGAGAUCCUGCAGUGUUAUCUCUGACAGUUUUGUCGUGUGUGCUGAUGUCAGCAAAAUUUCUCAUCAAAGGCAAUUGAAUGUGCUGGCUCAGUUGUAUUCUGCCUGUAUCUCUGAAAAUUUAGUGCCAAACAUUUUUUUGGAGCUGUUCUUUCUGCUACAGCUGUUGACAUCCAGGAGAGGAACAUCAGUAGAUGAUUUGGUAAAUGACGUGGAAUAUGCUCCUGAGACUAAAUUUGUGGAUGUGCAGUAUUUCAGAAGUAUGCAUAAUUGCAUCUAUUUUGCUGUCAAAGUUCUGGAAAGACAGUUCACAAUCUUUCUUCCUCUUUGGGAUGAAAAUAUCCUGCAUUUUCCGAGGACCAUAAGGCUUCUUGGUGAGAAUGACCGAAUUGGCAAGUUCUCUCCCUCUUUACGUGAGCAGCUGACCCAUGCCUAUGAAGUCAGUACUGCCCAGGUAUCGCCUGCGGUCCCUUCACUUAUACAGUCUGUUCCAUUUGAGCCGGAAACUGACAAUCGAUCUAAUUUUACCAGUGACAAGGGGUUUCAAAAUUUUAAAAAACAAAGAGAUGUAUUUUAUGAGUUGCUGCGUGAAUGGGAGGACAAGCAUUCAAAUCCUGGUUGGGAGUUUGAGAGAGCAAUGGGUCUUCGAAUCAGGAACAUGAUGAUCAAUCUAAGUGCAGCGUGCAACCACAGUCACUUUGCACGAUUGUUUCAGAAACAAGUGAUAAGAAUGUGUAAAGGAUCAGUUGGAGCGAUCAGAGGCAGUGAGCAUCCUGAUCAAGAUGUGCUGGACAUGUUUGGAACGGACAACCUUACCAAACUGAAGAGGCUACAGGAACGCUUUGUUGUGCCACAGAAUAUUGGUGGGCCGUGUCCACCUCCAGUCUUCUCCGGUUGCCAAGUAUUCUUCAGAGAUUUUCUUUUGUGCGCCGGGAGCCAUCAGUUGAAUCAACACUUGUCAGAUACUUUGUGUCAGAUUUUGGAGCUGGAUAACAUAACGAUCCUUCGGCACAAGUCCUCAGGAGGAGAGGCAGAUAUGGAUGAACAGCUGAAUCCAGAUAUACCACUUAUAUACAUUGCAAAUGUAAAUGAUUAUCUGCAACAUAACGACAUUCUCCUGGUGAGGAACAUAGAGGACAGGACAGCAGAACCAAGAGAUUAUUUUGAAAUGAUAAAAUGUUGCUCUUGUUCAUCAAACAGAUGCUUUGUUCUAACAAGUGAAAAGAAGGAAAAUUACCUGAACAAGCUGCUGAUUCUUGCAGUACUCGGUUGGCUCUUCCAGAUUCCUGUAGUUCCUGAAGAAAUAUUCUUCAAUGAAGAGAAGAUUGAUGAAUUUGGAACCAAUGUAUCGGACCAAGCCUUAGAUUCUGUUCCAUUGGUUGACCAACAGCUGCUCUAUCUCUGUUGCCCAUACCUGAGUGAGUUACGCAAGUUGUUGGCUUCCUAUGUAGUUGGUAAUGGGAUAAAAAAUGGAGGAUAUAUGAGAAAGAUCACACCAACUUCAGCAGAGCCUGUAGUACCAGAUUCAUCACAGUCACAGCAGAAACUCCAGGCAGAGUUGGAGGAAGCCUUUUUUCAUAAUCAACCCCCCUCACUUCGCAAAACAGUGGAGUUUGUGGCUGAACGAGUUGGAUCUAAUUGUGUGAAGCAUAUUAAGGCAACGCUAGUGUCUGAGUUGGUCAGACGUGGGACAGCAAAGCUACACAGUGAAAUGAAGGACGAGGAGUCUAACCUCCCCAAACUGCUUGAAGCUGUAACACAUCAGCUCUGUGAAGAAGGCAGACAGUCAAUGGCCAAAGGAAAAGAAUUCUGUAGCAGAAAGGGACCUGAAGCAAUUCAAGUGCUGCUUCCAGGAGAGACAUCUGCCUCGGUGUUGAGGACAGCAGAAGAUAUAGCAACUCGCCUUGCAACGGAGAAAGCCUGCACGUGGCUGUCCACCAACAUCACAGUUUUAAUUAAGAAAGAAAUGACCCUCAGCUUUGAAAGACUGAAGAAAUCUCGAACCGUGCAAUCGGCAAAUGCAACUGAGGUUUCCGGAAUAACGGGUGGUUGCACGCCGGACUGUAAACACAAUGCACCCUCUCCUUCCAAGGUAGCCAGCGAGUUUAAGGAGCUGCUGAGUGUAACAUUGGGUCCCAGGAAUAGGGACGAAACAGUGGACCACCAGGAACUUGACAGUUUAUUAAGAAGAUUAAGCCAAACGCUGAAAUGUAGACAGUACAUCUGUCCGGUAAUUGAACAGGCCCUUGCCAAGUACACCGUGGAGCUCGCAUCUUUAUUAGUUGCAGGGGAAGUUCCAUUAUCUGAUCCUCCUGAGGAGAAUGACAGGGAAGAACCUUCUCAUUAUGCAUCUGUCCACCAAUUGCUCACAUUACUCCUUGCUUUGUGGAAGGACGAUUUCCGUGUUCGCGUACCCCUUCAGCUGAUGUUUAGUGAGAAGAACAUUGCCUAUACAGUGCGGACAGGAAAUCGAAAGUCACAGUGGAGUAAGCUCUCCUUCCUGCUUCACGGUCUCAUUAUGCAGGGGUUGAUGAAAGCUGUGGAGAUAGAGCGUUGCUGGAAAGACCUUUCACAACUGCACUGGCCCCAGGAUUUCAGAAGUGUGAUAGAAUCUGCACUUAAAAUGUGUUCAGAACUGCCAAAAACAGAUAAAGUGGAAGAACAGAAGGCAAAUGAGUCAAGAUAUAUUGAGUAAAGCACAGGCUUGGAUUGACAUAGAAAGAGGAAAGACGUGGUCUAUUUUUACAGUAUUUUACAAUUCAUGUGUAAUUUGUUUGUAUAUUUUAUUAAAAGUUAUCAGUUGGUAAAUUUAAUCAAAUAUUCAAAUGAAUAUUUUGUAGUUCACAUUGGACUAGGUAAUAAACGAACCACUUUUUUAAUUGUGUAA